Messenger RNA from Tetrahymena thermophila SB210, 417 nucleotides. RefSeq lists its product as hypothetical. The record is from RefSeq and is a predicted model, not a curated record. The transcript has a single exon. NCBI's taxonomy places the organism in Eukaryota, Ciliophora, Oligohymenophorea, Hymenostomatida, Tetrahymenidae.
AUGAGAUAAAUUCAUUAACUAACUCUUUAUUACUCCACUCACAGCAUUGAUAAAUUAAGUUCUUUAAAAUAUUAGAAUUAAGAUCACUAGUAUUCAAUAUACUAUUUACAAAAUAUUGAAUUUAAUUUGAAUUUUGUAAAAUUUAAUUCAUUAUUUUCAAGCUUAAAACAAAAAUUUCAACAUUCUAAAAUUUAACUUAAUUAAAUGGCUUUUCACAAGAUGCCCAUAUAAUUUAUUUCAAAUGAAAGCAUUCUAUUAUUUAUUCUUCUUAAGAAUCUAAUAAAUCACUGGCUAAGAGAAAUAUUUCUAAAAUUAUUUGUAUUGUUUCUUCCUCCUUAGAAUUAUUUUCAUUUAAAUUAUUACUUUUGUUAUCUAUUAAUUCGGAUAGAGUUUCAAAAAUGUUGUAAUUUUGAAUGA